Xenopus tropicalis (tropical clawed frog) is the source of this 463-nucleotide messenger RNA. RefSeq names its product PYLa/PGLa gene 4 (gene pgla.4). The transcript is spliced from 4 exons. The coding region runs from base 110 to 337 and encodes 75 amino acids. The record is from RefSeq and is a predicted model, not a curated record. Lineage: Eukaryota; Metazoa; Chordata; Amphibia; Anura; Pipidae.
AGAGUCAAAGCAGCUAUAUAAGGUUUAAUGCAACAUUAGGAGGUAGUACAGCCAUUUCCAUUGAGCACUUUGUUUCUUCUGGUAUUGAGGACUGAAUACAUUUGAAAGGAUGUACAAAGGGAUAUUCCUCUGCGUAUUCCUUGCUGCAAUCUGUGCAAAUGCACUGGCACAGCCCACAGGCUUUGCAGAUGCAGAUGAAGAAAGCCACGAGCGGUACAUCCGAGGAAUGGCAACUAAAGCUGGAACGGUGUUGGGAAAAGUUACAAAAGCUAUUAUUGGUGCUGCUCUGGGACGUCGCAGUGCUCGGGACCUUCAGGAUCUCAUUCCAGGAAUUUAAACGGCCAGGUCGGAUUUUUGCUCUACUGAAGACUAACAUGAAUGUCUGCAAUGCACCAAACCUAAAAAAAUAUACUUCUCUUGUGAAACACAGGAAAUAAAGCGACCUAUAUGCAUGUAUUCACCA